AAUAAAAAUCCAAACUCGAGAAAGAUUCUCUCACAAAACUCUCGGAGAAGAAGAAGAAGAAGAAGAGGAAAAAGGUCUUCACUCGGAGUUUAAUACUCUGCUUGGAGCCAGAGGGGUUGUUUCAAGUGACAUAUGGCGUCGCUGGCUUUGUCCUUUCCUCCCGCCGCCGCUAAAACGCCGUCGUAUUUGUCCUCGUCGUCUUCGACUUUCUUCUCCUCUUUUCUCUCGUUUACUACCUCUCAGUCUCACUCCCGAAACUCUGUCUUCGCUUCUAUUAAAUGCGAUCUUGGGAAUGGGAACCCAAGCAUCCCAAUCAUCAACGAGAGGACACUCCCAAAGUUCUUAGAAUCCGCACGGAUGGAGAAAUCAGCCAACAGAACCAACAACAACACCAGGCUCAAGCUAUUCUCCGGCACCGCGAAUCCAGCGCUCUCUCAAGAGAUCGCUUGGUACAUGGGCUUGGACCUCGGCAAGAUCAAGAUCAAGAGAUUCGCUGACGGAGAGAUCUACGUUCAGCUGGAAGAGAGCGUCAGGGGGUGCGACGUCUACUUGGUGCAGCCCACUUGCACUCCGACUAACGAGAAUCUGAUGGAGCUUUUGAUCAUGGUAGACGCUUGUAGAAGAGCGUCUGCCAAGAAAGUUACGGCUGUGAUUCCUUAUUUUGGAUAUGCCAGAGCUGACAGGAAGACACAAGGGCGUGAAUCCAUUGCUGCUAAAUUGGUUGCUAACCUUAUUACCGAAGCUGGUGCAGAUCGAGUGCUUGCUUGUGAUCUUCAUUCAGGACAGUCUAUGGGUUAUUUCGACAUUCCGGUGGAUCAUGUGUACUGCCAGCCGGUGAUACUUGAUUAUCUAGCUAGCAAGUCAAUUGCGGCAGAGGAUUUGGUAGUGGUUUCUCCUGAUGUUGGUGGAGUAGCCAGAGCACGCGCUUUUGCUAAGAAGCUAUCAGAUGCGCCACUUGCAAUUGUUGAUAAAAGGCGUUCAGGACACAAUGUUGCUGAGGUGAUGAACCUAAUUGGUGAUGUAAAAGGGAAGGUGGCAGUAAUGGUUGAUGAUAUGAUUGAUACCGCUGGAACCAUUGUGAAAGGAGCAGCUUUGUUACACCAAGAGGGUGCUCGGGAGGUAUAUGCGUGUUGCACUCACGCUGUUUUCAGCCCGCCUGCGAUAGAGAGAUUAUCAGGAGGUUUGCUUCAAGAAGUGAUAGUGACAAAUACUUUGCCAGUAGCUGAGAAGAAUUACUUCCCGCAGUUGACGAUUUUGUCGGUGGCUAAUCUUCUUGGUGAGACGAUUUGGCGUGUCCAUGAUGAUAGCUCCGUCAGCAGCAUUUUCCUUUGACGACCUCAUCUCUAUCUCAUUGCAUCAUUUGAACGUUUUUUUCUUGCUUUUGUUAGUCGGUCUAAGAGUCUGGUUUAGAAUCUGUUUACCAAGUUUUCUUGAUUUGUCUCUUUAUAGUUUAGACUUUUCUUGUUUGGUAGACAUCUCGUUAUGGAUUUUACCUUAUUGGUUUUGAGCCGAUUUUGAUUUAUGGUAUACACAAGAUUAUAAGUUGA
Molecule: messenger RNA, 1547 nt
Organism: Brassica oleracea var. oleracea
Lineage: Eukaryota; Viridiplantae; Streptophyta; Magnoliopsida; Brassicales; Brassicaceae
Product: ribose-phosphate pyrophosphokinase 1, chloroplastic
Exons: 7
Coding region: 133-1332 (399 amino acids)
Biological process (GO): ribonucleoside monophosphate biosynthetic process; 5-phosphoribose 1-diphosphate biosynthetic process; purine nucleotide biosynthetic process
Cellular component (GO): cytoplasm; ribose phosphate diphosphokinase complex
Molecular function (GO): ribose phosphate diphosphokinase activity; magnesium ion binding
Source: RefSeq, a predicted model, not a curated record